Messenger RNA from Gavialis gangeticus (Gharial), 1701 nucleotides. It is a transcript of the gene CCDC166, whose product is annotated as coiled-coil domain containing 166. Lineage: Eukaryota; Metazoa; Chordata; Crocodylia; Gavialidae. The record is from RefSeq and is a predicted model, not a curated record. The coding region runs from base 607 to 1701 and encodes 364 amino acids. The transcript has 2 exons.
GCCAUUUCCUCCAUUUUUCUCCUUUAAAGGAGAAAAUCUAUAUUUUUCCUUGGCAAAUGGAAAACCUGGAUCCCUGAAGAUCAGGCAUCAGCUGAGGAAUGGUUUGGGGAUGUCACUGACAGCCUCAGUUUUAGAGCAGGUGCCCAAAGAGAUAGUAAGAUACGCUCAGAAUCUUUGGGGCUUUUAGCCAAAGUCUUUACCAAGCUGUACGAUGUGUCAACAAGCUGAAACACUCCAAACUUUUUCAUGGGAACAGCAAGAAACACCUCUUUCACCCUCCCACUAUCCCCCCAGUGAAAUAUUAAGUUAAUGCUCCAAAUGCUAGAAAUAGUAAAGCUGACAAUUCUUGUUCUUUCACAUUUGGGGAGCUGCAUAUUCUCGACUAGCUUGGCAUGCCAAGUUGUUUUCAAAUACUAUUUAUCAAACUUUUGCACACAUACACAACUCAGCCUUAAGUAGGGACCAAGCCUGAAAAUGCAAUGCCAAACCGUUAAAAGCAUCCUAGUCAUAAUCAAAUGGGAAAUGGGUUAUUCAGUUGUAAUAUGAGGGACCCUCAAAGCUUCAAUUCUGUUGCCCUUUGCAGCACCUGGUGCUUCAGCGUGGAACAUGGCGUCCAAGAAGCGGCAGCCAAAACAGGGAGUUGCAGAUCUGAGGAAAAGCAAACAGGGAACAAACAGCAAAAACAGUGAACGGCCCCAUGCAAGUUGCAGCACAGACCUGCUUGUCACCGAGAGGGAACGGUACCUUCAGAAGGAAUGCGAGAUCCUGACUGAACAGAUAGACACGUACAAGAAGAGAGUGGAGCACUUCCUGCAGGAGAACGAGUUUCUGGACAAGGAGGCGCAGCAGAUGCAGCAGAACAGUAAAAUCUAUACCACCUACAUGAGGAAGCACACUCAGAAGUGCCAGGACGCUGUCGUGAUGCUGAAUGACCAGAACCACUCUGAUCUGAGCGCCGUGCGCAGGCAGAAAGAGCAGAUGGUUGCUCAUUACUCUGAGCAGGAGAGGAAGCUGAGAAAGAAGCUAAUGGAGCUGGAGACAAAGUCUGCACUCAUGAGCAGGGAGGUUGGGGACCUGCAGCCCUACAAGGACCUGCAGCUGGAACAGCUGAUCAGAAUCAGGGAGCUGGAGAAGGAGCUCCUGCUCACAAAAAUCCAGCACACAGAGCAGAUGCACAAGGUCAAGAGCAGGUUUCUGCAGGCCAAGUCUGACUACACGGUGGUGUCUCGGCAGAAGGUGCAGGCCCUGGCCAAGAGCGCAGAGGAGGCGGCCGUGGGCUGCCUCAUCCGGCACAUCAAGCAGGUGAAGGCCGAGAACUGGCGCCUGCGCCACCAACUGCUGGGCCUCCUCCGGCGCUCCGGCGUCCUGCGGGCCUACCAGCACCAGCUGCGAGCGCGGCAGCAGCAGCUACUCCGGGAGCACCAACACAGCCAGGCCCUGGCCCGCCUGCGCCCCUGGCUGCAGCGCCCUGCGGCACGGGGCCCCGCACAGGCCGACCUGCGCACGGGCGGCCCCCGGGACGGACCCUUGGCCCAGGGCCGCGCCGCCUCACGGGCCGGGACCAAGGGGCAGCAGCGGGCAGAUGCUCAGUGCUUCCCUUUCUCUGUUCCGUUCUUCCGAGAAUAUCCUUCCCCCGCUGCAGCUGGACCCAAGCAGCUGUACCUCCGAACCAUGAUUCUGCCUGCCAUCCUCUUCCCUUAG